AGGAGUGUCGCCUCACACUGGAGGAAGCUGCGGACGAGCGGGAAGCACGGAGUGGGGCGCUACUAGCACCGAGCUGAGAGCACCUAGGCGGGGACGGAAGGAGCGCUGUGCCCGGGGCAGCACUAGGCAUUGUGCCUCCUGCGCACUUCCCGGGACCUUCCGAUCCUUGUUUCUUCCUUACACCUUUUGCGACUUCCUGGGGGGAUGAUGGAGCACACAUAUCCGUCCUACAGCGGCCGGAGCCCGGUGUGGGUGGAGAUGGACUGUGACAAGAUGUCCGGGAGCGGCAUGAUGAGGGACCCUCCACCCGGGACAACUUCAGGGACUGCUGCGGGAGACGAGUCCUCUGACAGCGAGGGCGAACAUGAAGGACCCCAGAAACUCAUCCGCAAAGUGUCCACCUCCGGCCAGAUCCGCAGCAAGACAAGUAUCAAAGAAGGAUUAUUACUGAAGCAAACCAGUUCAUUUCAGAGAUGGAAAAAACGCUAUUUUAAGCUCCGGGGCAGAACCCUUUACUAUGCCAAGGAUUCAAAGUCUCUUAUAUUUGACGAGGUUGACCUGUCGGACGCCAGUGUAGCAGAAUCAAGUACAAAGAAUGUCAACAACAGCUUCACGAUAAUCACUCCUUUUAGAAGACUCAUAUUGUGUGCAGAGAACAGGAAAGAAAUGGAGGAUUGGAUCAGCUCAUUGAAGUCGGUGCAAUCCAGAGAGCAUUACGAGACCGCACAGUUUAAUGUGGAACAUUUCUCAGGAAUGCAUAACUGGUACGCCUGCUCCCACGCCCGCCCUACCUUCUGUAAUGUGUGCCGGGAAAGCCUCUCGGGGGUCACCUCUCAUGGGCUGUCUUGUGAAGUGUGUAAAUUUAAGGCUCAUAAGAGAUGUGCUGUAAGAGCUACAAACAACUGCAAGUGGACAACGCUAGCUUCCAUUGGCAAAGAUAUCAUUGAGGAUGAGGAUGGUAUAGCAAUGCCUCAUCAAUGGCUAGAAGGAAACUUGCCUGUCAGUGCCAAAUGUGCAGUUUGUGAUAAAACGUGUGGCAGUGUGUUACGCCUGCAGGAUUGGCGGUGCCUUUGGUGUAAAGCAAUGGUACACACUGGAUGCAAGGACCAAUAUCCUCGAAAAUGUCCCCUUGGCCAAUGCAAAGUAUCUAUAAUACCUCCCACAGCACUCAACAGUAUAGACUCUGAUGGGUUCUGGAAAGCGACCUGCCCUCCCUCUUGUGCCAGUCCUCUACUUGUCUUUGUGAAUUCAAAAAGCGGAGACAAUCAGGGUGUGAAAUUCCUCCGAAGAUUCAAGCAGUUGCUGAACCCCGCUCAGGUGUUUGACUUGAUGAAUGGAGGACCUCAUUUAGGUUUACGAUUAUUUCAGAAGUUUGAUAACUUCCGAAUACUUGUGUGUGGAGGCGAUGGAAGUGUUGGCUGGGUUUUGUCUGAGAUAGAUAAGCUGAGCUUGCACAAGCAGUGUCAACUAGGAGUCCUUCCCCUGGGUACUGGAAACGACCUGGCGCGGGUGCUUGGUUGGGGUGCUUCCUGUGAUGACGACACACAGUUGCCUCAGAUAUUGGAGAAGCUAGAACGUGCCAGCACUAAAAUGUUGGACAGAUGGAGUAUAAUGUCGUAUGAGUUGAAGUUACCGCCAAAAGCCUCAAUACUUCCCAUAUCUCCAGAAGAGGAGUCUGAAGAGUGCCAAAUAUCUGCAUAUGAAGACUCGGUGGCCACUCAUUUGGCGAAAAUUCUCAAUUCAGACAAGCAUUCCAUAGUAAUAUCUUCUGCAAAGGUUUUGUGUGAGACUGUAAAAGACUUUGUGGCAAAAGUUGGUAAGACUUAUGAGAAACCACUGGAGAAUUCAGAGGAAGCAGAAGUGAUGGCACUGAAGUGUUCUACCUUGAAUGAAAAGCUUGAUCUGCUACUUCAGACCCUGCAUGCAGAAGCUCAGGCGGCGCCGCUGUUGGCACAUUUAACACCACCUAUUGUAGAAGAAGAGGUAGAAGAUGAAUUCUCCAGUGAAGACUCCCUCUCGGAGAGCAAGGAGCAGUUGACGGAGAGCAUUGCAAAGUCUUCCACCCCAAAGCUCUUCAAACCUCGGGAGCAGCUCAUGCUGCGAGCCAACAGCUUGAAAAAAGCAGUCCGUCAGAUCAUAGAACAAGCGGAGAAGGAGCUUUAUGUCCUAGUGGUGGAUGAGCAAAAUGCCCACACUGAAGAACAAGAGAACCAGGCUGCCGAGGAGUACAGGAAAGAGUUAGAGGAGUCAAGAGAAGAGGAGAAGGAUGACGACACCAAGGACCUGGACCCUUUGUCGGUAAAAGCUGCGCCACGUUCUCCAGACAGACGCACAAGCCGUAGUGCUCACUCCCAGAGCGGCUCCUUCUCCAGCCCCCCAUUGGCAUCUAGUAAGGAGAAUCUCCCUGUGUUAAACACUAGAAUUAUCUGCCCAGGUUUGAGAGCAGGAUUGGCGGCUUCCAUUGCGGGCAGCUCAAUAAUUAACAAAAUGUUACUGGCAAAUAUGGACGCAAUUGGUGCUUCACCUUUCAUUGAUCCAGAUUCAGACUCCUUAGAAGGUUAUUCAGAAAAGUGUGUAAUGAACAACUACUUUGGUAUCGGUUUAGAUGCCAAAAUCUCCCUAGAAUUUAACAACAAACGCGAGGAACACCCCGAAAAGUGCAGAAGCCGUACAAAAAACAUGAUGUGGUAUGGCGUUCUUGGAACCAAAGAGUUGCUGCAAAGAACUUAUAAGAAUUUAGAGCAAAAGGUUCAGCUGGAGUGUGAUGGCCAGUACAUCCCCCUUCCAAGUCUCCAGGGCAUUGCGGUGUUAAACAUCCCUAGCUACGCUGGCGGCACCAAUUUCUGGGGUGGAACUAAAGAGGAUGAUAUAUUUGGUGCGCCUUCUUUUGAUGAUAAAAUCCUGGAGGUGGUGGCAGUAUUUGGGAGCAUGCAGAUGGCAGUUUCCAGGGUGAUCAAACUUCAGCAUCAUAGAAUAGCUCAGUGUCGAUCUGUGAAGAUCACAAUCCUCGGAGAAGAGGGGGUUCCUGUACAAGUUGAUGGGGAAGCUUGGAUCCAGCCUCCUGGGGUGAUAAAAAUUGUUCACAAAAACAGGGCUCAGAUGUUAACCAGAGACAGAGCUUUCGAAAAUACCUUAAAGUCCUGGGAGGAUAAGCAGAAGUAUGACUCCUGCAAGCUGGCCCUCCGCCCCCACCUGUACUCCCCACAAGCGGUGGACUUGGCUUCAGAAGAAGAGGUUGCACUGAUUAACCUCUGCUCACAGGCGGCGGAGGAACUCAUUUCAAGAAUAUGUGAAGCUGCGAAAACACAUGGUUUGCUGGAGCAAGAGUUGGCCCAUGCAGUGAACGCCUGCUCACAUGCACUAAAUAAGGCCAAUCCCAGGUUUCCUGAGAAUCUCACCAGGAACACUGCCAUAGAGGUAGCGGUGAAUGUGAAGGCCCUGCACAACGAGACAGAAUCUCUCUUGGUUGGGAGAGUACCACUGCAGCUGGAAGUUCAUCAUGAAGAGCUUUUGUCCAAUGCACUGCAUGACGUGGAAGUAGAGUUAACUAAGCUAGCGGAGAUCCCCUGGCUAUACUAUGUCUUACAGCCAGAUGAGGAAGAGGAUCCUCCUCUGGAAUAUACAAAAAGGAACAGUAGAAGCACAGUAUUUCGUAUAGUGCCAAAGUUUAAAAAGGAGAAGGCUCAGAAGCAUAAGUCCAGCCCUCAGCCUGGAUCUGGGGAUAAUGAAAGUGGGUCAUAUGAAGCGAAUUCUACAGGGAAUUAAGGAGCUCUGCAAAAAUACAUCUUUUUCAGAGGUGUGAAGUGGAUGCUGGAGUCCCUGCAUGGAGCGAGGCUUGGACAGUGGCUCAAGUUGUUUCCAGGCACUGUGUGCUUUUAGUCUUUAGUAAGAGGUUGUAUACAGCAGGAGGGGGAACAUCUGAGUUAUCGCAAACUUGGCUUUAAGCUAGCAGUCUGUGCCAAAAUUAGCAAAAAAAAUAAUAAUUUUGGUAUAAAGUUUGCAUCUGCACUUGAAACGUGUGGCUUAUCUGAUUCUAAGAGACUUUUGGUUAGACAGAAGCCACCUCGGGUUGUAUUGGCACAUUUGUAACGCUGCCAUCUGCAUUGUCUGACAACAUAUCAUUUUAUGGCAAAAAGUCAAUGUGCUACCUUGUAUGAGGCCCAGACUUCCAAAUAACAGGGAAGGCCAACAUGCAACUGGGCUAGGCCUAUAUGGGUAGUCUUGGUUCACGCUGCCUCAGGUACCGCUCAUUCACUGGCCAAGGAGUUUGAUUAGAAAAACACUUUGUGUAAAGUGGAUGCAAUCUAAAUGCAUGGAGUGCCUGUUAAAAUUGUAUUUCAGUUGCAUGACAUAUCUGAUACAAAAGCG
Bufo bufo (common toad) is the source of this 4368-nucleotide messenger RNA. RefSeq names its product diacylglycerol kinase eta (gene DGKH). The record is from RefSeq and is a predicted model, not a curated record. The transcript is spliced from 30 exons. Gene Ontology annotation, biological process: diacylglycerol metabolic process; intracellular signal transduction; lipid phosphorylation. NCBI's taxonomy places the organism in Eukaryota, Metazoa, Chordata, Amphibia, Anura, Bufonidae. The coding region runs from base 205 to 3765 and encodes 1186 amino acids. Gene Ontology annotation, molecular function: protein binding; ATP-dependent diacylglycerol kinase activity.